AUGGCUUCGGAAGAUGAGGACGACUAUAUGAACAUGGUAAUCGAGGAGCCCAUUCAAAAAGAGACUUUCGCCCAAAAAAAGCGCCGUGAACUACGAGAGGUACCGUUUCCACAUUCUAACCCAACGCCAUAUCUGUCUCCGGCUAAAUUCCAACCCAAUUCUAACAUUCUUUUCCACAUGCAGGCCGAGGCCCGAGGCCGAGUCCCAUCCAAAGCUGAACGCGCCGCUCAGGAAGCCAUGCGCCGAGAAGAAGCCUUGGCCACAAGCACCCUCAACCCCACCAACAAAGGGUUCCAAAUGAUGGCAAAACUUGGGUAUAAGCCUGGUGGUGUACUUGGCAAACCCGUUACCGCCAGCGACUCUGAAACCACCGACUCUUUUCUAAAGCCGCGCGCUGUACCGCUAAACCUAACAUUGAAAGAAAACCGCGGCGGAAUCGGGCUAGACACGGAGAAAAAGCGUAAGCUUCGCGAGGAAGCAGAAGAAGCAGCAAAGAGAAUCAAACAUGAAGAAGGGAGUUACCGAGAUCGUGUUCGUGAAGAGCGCGAGUUGAAACGCACUGAAGCGCAAGUGCGCGCUGCGCAGAAAGUUGCAGAGAGGCUGGAUGCAGAACCCGAGAGUGGGGCUGCCACUGGCGAAGAGAAAGAACAAGGAACGGGGUCUUCGAGCACGUUUAACAAAGAAGGUGGUGAUCACACAGAUCCCACUCAACUACGCGAUGGAGCCGACGGAGCUGCGAAAAAGAAGAAGCCAAUCAAGCUCACGUCCCAAAUCAACGUUCUCUACCGAGGUCUUAUCCGUGAGCGCGAAAGAAACGACAGUGACCGCCAAACGCGCCAUGCCCUCCAAUCCUCACUCCCUUCAUCAUUUUUCCCCAGAGCACGGCUACCUCAAUUCGAUGACCCGACUAUGGACCGGGAGGAUAAAAAGGCCCUUGACAGUGAUCUAGAUCAGGAUACCUCCGCGGUGGAAAUAGAGCUGGAAGAAGACGACGAGGAGCUCGAUGCCUUCAAUGCGCUAGAGCCAGCUGAGCGACUGCGUAAGCUGGUUCUCUUUUUGCGCGAGAGAUAUCGUUAUUGCUUCUGGUGUAAAUAUGCCUACGAAUCCGAUCUUGGGCUGGAAGGGUGUCCGGGCCUGACCGAGGAAGAUCACGAUUGA
This is a messenger RNA of Penicillium digitatum Pd1, 1158 nucleotides long. RefSeq names its product putative G-patch domain protein. Lineage: Eukaryota; Fungi; Ascomycota; Eurotiomycetes; Eurotiales; Aspergillaceae. The record is from RefSeq and is a predicted model, not a curated record. Gene Ontology annotation, cellular component: kinetochore. Gene Ontology annotation, molecular function: nucleic acid binding.